This is a messenger RNA of Hydra vulgaris (swiftwater hydra), 1974 nucleotides long. Its product is annotated as sodium-coupled monocarboxylate transporter 1. The record is from RefSeq and is a predicted model, not a curated record. Gene Ontology annotation, molecular function: symporter activity. Gene Ontology annotation, cellular component: membrane. Gene Ontology annotation, biological process: transmembrane transport; sodium ion transport. Lineage: Eukaryota; Metazoa; Cnidaria; Hydrozoa; Anthoathecata; Hydridae.
ACCGUUUUUCCUUUUCUUUUAAGUAGGGAAUUAAAUAAAAAAAAGUACAAAGUAACAAUCAAUUUAUAAAGAGAACCAAGUAGAUUUUUUACCGCAAACGCAAAUGGCUGAUAAAAAUGCAGUUAAUACAAAUACUUUUUCAAUACCUGACUAUUUGGUAUUUGCAGCAACGUUAUUGAUAUCUAGUGUAAUAGGUAUAUAUUUUGCUUGUGGAGGAAAGCAAAAAAAUACAAAAGAAUAUUUAAUGGCUGGCCGAAAUAUGUCUUGGUUUCCAUUAUUUGUGUCUCUACUGGCAUCAUACUUAUCAGCGAUUACUCUAUUAGGAGUUCCAUCAGAAAUAUUUACUUACGGCAUUCAAUAUAUUAUAUUGUCUUUCUCUUAUUCAAUAGUAGUACUUGUGAGCUCAACAAUUUUUUUACCAAUUUUUUACAAUUUGCAAAUGACCAGUUCAAAUGAGUAUUUAGAAAAAAGAUUUACGCCUGGUAUCAGAUCUCUAGGAUGUGUUCUUGUUAUGACACAAUAUAUUUUGUAUCUUGCUGUGGUUUUAUAUGCUCCAAGUUUAGCAUUAGAAUCAGUUGCAGGAAUACCGCUCACAGCAACCAUUAUUAGCACAGGUGUUGUUUGUACUUUCUACACAACAUUGGGUGGCAUGAAAGCAGUAAUUUGGACAGAUGUAUUUCAAGCUGGUAUAAUGGUGGCUGGGCUAGUUGUUGUUAUGGUUAUUGGACUUAUAGAAAUUAAAGGUUUCAAAAAUUUAUUUACAAUUGCAACAAAAGGAGAAAGAAUGACACUCUUUGACUUCAACCCUGAUCCAACUGUUCGAAAUACAUUUUGGACUCUUCUUAUUGGUGGAGCUUUUACUGCAAUGCCUUUAUGGACAGUCUGUCAACCUGCUGUUCAGCGAUUUCAAGCUGCUAAAAGCAUAGCUGAAUCAAAAAAGGCACUUCUAAUGAAUAUUCCAGGUCUCAUGUUUAUUGUUCUUUUAUGUGCUUUGGAUGGUUUAAUUAUUUAUGCAGUCUACCAUGAAUGCAAUAUUGGAGUUGGUGGAAUAAAAGCUGUAAAGAGUAAUGAUCAGGUUCUACCAUAUUUCAUCAUUCACAAAAUGGGUCAUUUAAAAGGUGUUGCUGGUUUAUUUACAUCGUGUUUAUUCAGUGGUGCAUUGAGCACAGCAUCUUCUGGGCUGAACUCAAUGGCUGCUGUUGCAUUAGAAGAUAUUGUAAAAAAGAUAAAACCUGGUAUCUCUGAACAAGCAUCUACCAUGGCUUCUAAGACUAUUGCUUGCUUUUUGGGAGUUGUUGUUAUUGGACUAGCAUUCUUAGUGUCAUUGUUUGGUUCCAUGGUUUUGCAGCUUGCAUAUAGUAUUUUCGGUAUUGUUGGAGGCCCUUAUCUUGGUUUAUUCUUUCUUGGAAUGAUGUUUCCAUUUUCUAACUCAAAGGGAGCUUACUGUGGAGCUUUAAUAGGUGUAUCCUCUACAUUAUGGCUAGCUAUUGGUGGGUUUUUGUAUCCUCCAAACAAACAUGAAGCUGUAAUACAUGUGUAUGGUUGUAAUGUUUUUAAUAGCACUAAUGCAACUAUUGGUUUUAAUAGCACUAAUGCAACAAUGAAUUGGCAAAAUAGGAGUGGAGAGAUUAGGCCAAUUUAUAUUGCACCUAAUAUAAAUCCUUUGCUUGCAUCAUGGUAUUCAGUGUCGUAUCUCUGGUAUGCUGCAAUUGGUGUGAGUUUCACUGUGGCUGCCGGUUGUCUGUUUUCCUUGAUUUUUAAUGUGUUGUCCUCAGAAGAAAAAUGUGCAAUUGAACCAAGGCUUUUGUUUGAUUAUGGAGCUUUCUUUCAAUCAAUUACUCCAUCCUGCCUUCGAAAGACUAAGUACAUUGUUGAUGAAAACACUGAGAGUUCUGAAAAUCUCGGUUCAAUUCAAAUGUGUCCUUCAACAACAAAACUUUGUGAAGAUAAUUUUAAAUAAACUAAAAUCAAAAA